This is a messenger RNA of Sinocyclocheilus anshuiensis, 1670 nucleotides long. RefSeq names its product probable ATP-dependent RNA helicase DDX28. Bases 2 to 1624 code for a protein of 540 amino acids. Gene Ontology annotation, molecular function: nucleic acid binding; ATP binding; RNA helicase activity. The record is from RefSeq and is a predicted model, not a curated record. Gene Ontology annotation, cellular component: cytosol. The transcript has 2 exons. Lineage: Eukaryota; Metazoa; Chordata; Actinopteri; Cypriniformes; Cyprinidae.
UAUGCGCCCGGACGAACUAAAAGCAUGGGUGCGUGAGGUAACGCGCAGAGUGACAACCGCUAGCUCACAGCCUGUGGUGAUCCGCAUCCCGAGACGCAUGCAAGAACAUAUAGAGAACAUCAAACAGAUGCAAAGCAAGAAGUUCGACAAGCUGCCAACCGUCAAGCCUGGAAGACUGUUGAUCAAGUGCAAAAACCCUCAGCUAAACCAGUCUGUCGGCUAUACACUUGGGAAAUUUGAACAACCUGUUCAGACAUCCAAAGGAUGGAAGAGUAACAAAGCGUUAGGGGAUUACUUCUCCAUAAACAGUAUCCAAAGUGCUCCACCAUCUGUCCUCAAGCAGAAGGACAAGGGUGAUGAUGGUGCUUCCGCCCCCCAAAAGAAAUUUAAUAGCUUUAAUAUUUGUCCAGAACUGGUCGAGACUUUACACAGUCAGAAUAUAAUUCACCCCACCACAGUGCAGAUCCAAACCAUUCCCAAAAUACUAAAAGGACGCAACAUUCUCUGUGCUGCAGAGACGGGAAGCGGAAAAACACUCGCUUACCUCCUUCCCAUCAUCCACAGGCUGCAAGCGGACAGGCAAGAGGAGCCCUUCACAGACUCUGAGAGAAACAUUCGUGCUGUGGUCAUCGUGCCAUCACGGGAACUAGCAGAACAAGUGACAUCUGUAGCUCGAUCAAUCAGCAAACCAUUUGGACUUGUGGUCAAGGUCGCAGGAGGUGGGAGAGGUGUAGGAAACAUCAAAGCGGCAUUCACUCACGGUCAGCCGGAUGUUUUAGUGGCCACUCCUGGCGCCCUACUAAAGGCCCUCUGGAAGCGGUUCAUUAACUUGAAUGAACUAAACUUCCUAGUCAUUGAUGAAGCUGACACUAUGUUUGAUGAAAGCUUUGCAGGCAUGCUUGAGAAUAUUCUUUCACAUACCGAGGUGGCAUCCAGGCUCUCUGAGACGGUUGGGCUCGUCCGUAAAGCUCAGCUGGUUGUGGUGGGAGCCACAUUUCCGGGUGGCGUAGGAGAGGUCCUCAGUAAGGUGACUGACCUGGCCAGCAUGGUGACCGUUAAAAGCCGGAUGCUACAUCAUCUCAUGCCGCAUGUAAAGCAGACGUUUCUCAGGGUCAAAGGUGCAGACAAGAUUCUAGAGCUUCAGCAGGCCCUGAAGAAGGCCGAAAUGGAGCAUAAAGGCGUUUUGGUGUUCUGUAACUCUGCUUCCACUGUGAACUGGCUGGGCUACUCACUGGAGGAAAUGGGUGUUCAUCAUAUGAGGCUCCAGGGAGAGAUGCCUGCGACUAUGAGAGAAGGAAUUUUCAGGAACUUUCAAAGAGGGAAUGUUGAUGUUCUGAUAUGCACUGACAUAGCUUCAAGAGGUUUGGACACACAGAGAGUUGGACUUACCGUCAAUUAUGACUUCCCUGAGACCCACACAGAUUACAUCCACCGGGCAGGGCGCGUGGGCAGAGCCGGUGGCUCCGAGGGAGGGGAGGUGCUGAGCUUCGUUACUCACCCGUGGGAUGUGGAACUUGUGCAGAGAAUAGAGACAGCAGCCAGGAGGAGAACAUCUUUACCAGGGAUGGAAUCAGAAAUUCAGAAACCCAGCAAUAAAACAGAAAGAGAGAUGAAAGAAAAGUGAUGUAGAAAAGUGAAUAAAUUAAGAUCUACACUUUAGCCUUACAAAA